Phyllotreta striolata is the source of this 3956-nucleotide messenger RNA. NCBI's taxonomy places the organism in Eukaryota, Metazoa, Arthropoda, Insecta, Coleoptera, Chrysomelidae. The record is from the annotation of a GenBank genome assembly.
UAUCAGGAAAAGGCGAUGCACCUGCUGCGGCACGUCGGAAAGCCGCACUUCCUGCGGACUGAUCGGUUCUCGGGUCUCCCAGCAGAGACCACUACUGGCUACCCGGUCCCCCACCAGAGGCGAAUUCGGGUGUAAGCGCGCCGAUCGUAUUGGCGGAGCGUCUUCGGGGCCUCCCCGAGCUAUUGGACGGGCCCCACGGGGUUGUGGAAUUCGGCGACGCCCUCCACCCUCGGCGGAAUCCCGCGAGGCGGGGCCCCACCCAGGGGAGGCCGCGCCGUCGGAAUAUCCUCGACGGUUAUCAAUAGGCGUCCCAGUCGCGAAUUGACCUCAGCUCGUGGUGGAACUCUCGCGAGAUAUCCGCUGGUUUUUGAAGUGUUUUUGGCGGGUGUAUAGUUGUAUCGGGGGUGAGUUCGCGGUGCGAGGGUUGUUUUUUUUUUUCGUCGGUUGUUGUCGUCGCGGUUGGUUGAUUUGGGUUUUUGUGUGCGCGGCCGUCAAGGCGAUAGACUUCGUCGGUGGGUGCGAAUAAACUGUCAAGACGAGGUCCGACGAGGGACAUCCCGUGGAGCGCGGUUACCCGACGGCGUCUCCUUGGCCCGCUCUCUCCCUUACGGCUCACGAACUGGACCCCGUGGCGGCCGCGUGGGGACGGAAACUCUACCCAGGAACGGGUACAUCGAGAGUUGCCGGUCCUGGUCUGAUGUUCGGCCUGCAUCACCACCAGGAUGCUACCGGGCUGCACCAUCACCAUCAACCGCGCGGGCCCAGCCUCAAAGAGGAGCCCUUGACGACGGCCCGGUCCUGGAUGCAGGGCACCGUCUCCGAUCAAAACGGAUCGCAAGUAGGUCGAGCCCAUUUCGAGAAACAGCCGCCUAGCAAUCUGAGAAAAUCGAAUUUCUUCCACUUCGUCAUCGCCCUGUAUGAUCGCGCCGGCCAGCCGGUGGAAAUCGAACGGACGGCUUUCAUCGGUUUCAUCGAAAAAGACCAGGAAGCCGAUGGGCAAAGGACGAACAACGGGAUCCAAUAUCGACUCCAACUACUUUUUGCCAACGGAGUUCGGCAAGAGCAAGAUAUAUACGUUCGAUUGAUCGACUCAGUAACGAAACAGGCCAUCAUCUACGAGGGUCAGGAUAAAAAUCCGGAAAUGUGCAGAGUCCUGUUAACGCACGAGAUCAUGUGCAGCCGAUGUUGCGACAAGAAGAGCUGCGGUAACAGAAACGAAACCCCUUCGGAUCCUGUGAUAAUUGACCGAUUCUUCCUCAAGUUUUUCCUGAAAUGCAACCAGAAUUGUUUGAAGAACGCCGGCAAUCCGCGCGACAUGAGGCGAUUCCAAGUCGUGAUAUCGACGCAGGUGGCCGUGGACGGUCCACUUUUAGCUAUAUCAGAUAACAUGUUUGUACAUAACAAUUCGAAACACGGAAGAAGAGCGAAACGAUUGGAUCCCACGGAAGGCCAAUUUCCAGGACUGUACCCGCCCCUGCCGGUGGCCACCCCUUGUAUAAAAGCGAUCAGCCCCAGCGAGGGAUGGACCGCCGGCGGAUCCACCGUUAUCAUUGUGGGCGAUAACUUCUUCGAUGGGCUGCAGGUCGUUUUCGGGACCAUGCUGGUGUGGAGCGAGUUAAUAACACCGCACGCGAUAAGAGUCCAGACACCUCCGAGGCAUAUUCCAGGCGUCGUGGAAGUGACGCUUUCGUAUAAAUCCAAGCAAUUUUGUAAAGGAGCACCCGGUAGAUUUGUAUACGUAUCAUUAAACGAGCCCACAAUAGACUACGGUUUCCAAAGAUUGCAGAAACUUAUACCAAGACAUCCCGGAGAUCCGGAAAAAUUACCCAAAGAAAUCAUUCUGAAACGAGCCGCAGACCUAGCAGAGGCCCUCUACUCGAUGCCCAGGAACAACCAACUGUCCCUAUCGGCGCCCAGAUCGCCCACGAUGGGCAACAACGGCAUGACUUCCACGUUCAACGCCUACACAGGUCAACUCGCUGUCAGCGUGCAGGACAACGGAAACGAAGACUACGGGGGUCGGACGCAAAGUAGCAGCGUCUCGCCGCGCGGCGGCGGCGGCUACUGCUCCAACGCGUCGACGCCUCACUCUUCGAACGGCGGCGGUUCUUACACGGGCGGCGGCGGAGGCGGCGGCGGCGGCGGUAACAUAAACGGCGGGUACGGCGGUACGACGCCCACCAGUACCACCUCUCAGCUGUCGAACAUGCUGCCGGGAUCUCCGUCGGCGGGGAUUUUCAAUGCCGCCCCUAUUCCUUCGGAUUUAAAUUCAUAUAAUUUCGCCGCGACACACUACACCAAACACGAACACCCACAGCACAAAGAGACAAGCGCCUUCGCCCCGCCGGCGAGGGCUUCCCCGGCCUCCCCUGCACCAGCCCUCUUCCACCAUCAGCACCGCUGGUCCCAUUUGCCCGCCUAAAAACCGGCGUAAAAACCCCGUCUGUUGUAGGAAUGAGCCUGGUCUCGUCGCCGUUCGCCUCGAUGAACCCGUUCGCGUUGCCCACGUGCAACGCCCAGGGCUACGGCGCCGCCAGCGCGGCCCUGGUGGGCUCCAAAUAGCCCGAAGACCGCCCGACCGCCAGCCCUUCGACGCCCGAUAGGGACGUCGCGACGCCGCCGAUGUAUUCCAGUGCAUAACGCGUACCAAAGACUCUAGCGAAACUGGGAUUUCGGCAUCGCUUGUUCGGAUUGAACUUCUUCGAUAUAUAGGGUGGACCGAAAAUUUUACUGUGAUUUGAUGUUCGGAAAUUUAUUGUCUACACGAAACAAAACUCCUUCUACUCUAGUUAUGAAAUAACAAUGUCUGUUACUUUUUUGGUACACCCUAUAUAAAGUGGAUAAUCCAUUACAGCAUUGCCAAAACCCCUUGAAUUCGUCGAUUUGUACAUACACUUUAGUAAAUUUAAGAAAAUUUCGUAAUUAUUUGGUUGUCUCAAUUUUCGCAAGAUUAAUUCUCCAGUAAAAUUGGACAAAUUUCUUCUUAGAGAAAAAAGAAAAAUCCGUUCGCACAUUUUUAAUUUUUCGACUAAGAACCUAAUGAACUGUGAUCGUUGAAAUACUUAUGAAGAGUCGAUUUACUCAUGGAAAUGCUCUAUAUAAAAAAAAUAUUUCGUGAUAAAUCGAUUUGUACGAGGGGACAUUAAUUAAUUCGAAUUAUAUAAGUAAAUAUGCAUAUCACGUUUAUCGAUUGUCCCUCGUAGAUUUUUCUUUCGGACUAUUUAAUCAUAUCUCUAUCUAAAACACGGAUGAAAUACAUAUCGCUUUAGAGCUGGGACUAUUACAAAUUUAUCCAUUUAAUAAUGUUUGUAAGUAUAAUAAUUUUAGAGAUGAUAAAAAAGAAAUAAUGUACAAAAAUGUAAAGUAACUUGAAGGUUACACAACGACUAUCAAUAUAUUUUGUAAAGUACCAUAUCGUAAAAAAAUGGUUUAUUUUCAGUUUUCUUGUUGGUAGAAUUGUAUAUACUUUUAGAAAUAAACGAAGCAAUUUAGAACGAAUUACGGGAUAUUAAUUAGAGAAAAAAAUUGGAAAAUUUGACAAAACAAACAGAAAUUUAUUAUUAUUUGUAAUUCGAAUAACUGGCCGAAAUAUUUUUUUCUAGGAAAUAUCCCGUAUAAUUUUAUAGCUAGCAAUUUUCGAAGAAAAUUAUAUUGUAUCUACCUACCUAAAAAGUAUACGAAUGAAACACUUCCAAAAAUAAAAUAAAACUAAUUAAACGAAACGAAUAAAUCCUAUAAAAGUCAUAAACCGAAAUUAAAAGAAUUAACGAGUCGAAUAAAUUUGAAUCAUGUAUAAUUUGUACAUAGUUAUUGUUAUUUUUACAUUUAUUUUUGUCGAUAUUCAGAUAUUAUAUUUUCUUUAUUUUCUGCAAAUAUUUAUUUCGUUACCUUUGUGCAAUUAUGAGUUUUUUUUUUUCGUAACUUUAUUGAUGUAAAAUAAAAUUUAUACAAACCAA